Parasteatoda tepidariorum (common house spider) is the source of this 1170-nucleotide messenger RNA. Lineage: Eukaryota; Metazoa; Arthropoda; Arachnida; Araneae; Theridiidae. The record is from RefSeq and is a predicted model, not a curated record.
UAAUUGUUUGUUUAGAUAUUGUAUGAAUCAUUUCGAGUUAUAAGUCAUCAAAAAACGGGAAAUUACCCUUAUUUGCUCAACACUCAAAACUACCGGCUUAAUGAGAUUUAAAAGUUUCAGUUUAUACCUCCGUCAGCCAAUCAGAUCAAAUAUUAGUGAGAAAGUUUUACUUUAAAUGCCUGUCUUUUAUAUAAGAGCUUUUUAUUUUCUGUCUUGCAUUUUUCUCGUUAGAAAUUCAGAGAGGAAAAUACUAUUGAGUUUUAAAGUAACAUGAGGGGAAUAAUAAUUUUCUUCUUUUUAAUUCAUUUGGUGUAUUCUUUUGAUGCACAGUAUGACGGUCUAUGGAAGUCGUAUCAGAUAAAGCAUGGAAGAACGUAUUCGGCCUCUGAAGAAAACAUACGAAGAUCGAUUUGGGAAGAUAAUGCAAAAAUGAUAGCUUUACACAACUUGGAAGCAGAUCAAGGACUGCAACAUUUUAGAAUGGAGCUGAACAAAUUUUCUGAUAAAAAAGACUGCGGAUCUUGCUGGGCAUUUUCAUCUACUGGAUCACUUGAAGGGCAAGUUAAAGCAAAAACUGGCAAGCUGGUGUCAUUAAGCGAACAAAAUCUCAUAGAUUGCUCAUCUAAAGAAGGAAACGAGGGCUGUGAUGGAGGAUGGAUGGAAUACGCUUUUCAAUAUGUCAUCGACAAUGAAGGAAUCGACACAGAAAGGGCAUAUCCAUACGAAGCAAUAGUAAGUAUAAACAGUGCGCAAAAUCUAAGAACCUCUUUUUCUUUUCUCUUUUUCAGAAGUGGCGUAUUUCAUGAUCGUACAUGCUCUAAAGAUGAUUUGGAUCAUGCAGUGUUGGUGGUCGGUUACGGUUCCAAAAAUAAAUCAGACUACUGGAUUGUUAAAAACAGUUGGGGAAGUGAUUGGGGAAUGGACGGAUACAUUUUAAUGGCGAGGAAUCAACACAACCAAUGUGGUAUUGCAACAGAUGCAGUCUAUCCUAUUGUCUAACAAUGGCUUUUUCCAUUUACAAAUUCCAUUUUUGGAAAAAUUCUUAUUAACAACUGUUACCUCAGGCUCAUUUUUUCUCUCUCUUUUAUGCCAUAUUUUUCCUACAUAUUGUUCUUUUUGUAAUAUUUUAUACAAACAUUAGGAUCUAAUAAAUAUGGUUUUUAUCUCUUG